Molecule: messenger RNA, 1324 nt
Organism: Brassicogethes aeneus
Lineage: Eukaryota; Metazoa; Arthropoda; Insecta; Coleoptera; Nitidulidae
Source: the annotation of a GenBank genome assembly
CGAAAUUUUGCGCAUGAUUCCAUACUUAAAAGAAUUGCUUUGUUUUAUACUACAUGCUUCAAGUCGUUAGUAAUAAGUGAUAGUACAUACACCUGUGGAAUCAGAUAGUGUAACUUAAAUUCAAAAAUUCAGCACGAAAACAUCCAGAAGGGACGCGUCUAUCAAGAAGGCACUUAUAAGGGGAAAAGGUACGGAAACAUGGGCGAGAGGCAAACAAACGGCAACGCCAUAUCGGUUUCGGUGAUUCCUUCAGUUAAUGAACCACCAAAAGACGUCAAAUUGAUCACCGUUGACUCAGCGAAACAUGAGGAAAAAAGCAACAAAAUCCAAAUCGGCGACGAUAUGACAACGGUGGACAGGGUUGUCUUGUUUCUGGGUGAAGUGGGCGGAACGGCCAUCCUGGUUUUUCUGGGCUGCAUGGGGUGCAUAGCCUGGGGCACAGACUCCGCCGGAAACCCAGUGGGGCCACCACACGAGCAGAUAUCCUGGACUUUUGGUCUGGCCGUUAUGGUAGCAGUGCAAGUAUUUGGGCACGUUUCUGGAUCUCAUAUAAACCCUGUGGUGACAGUUGCAGCGGCUACUUUAGGAAACAUUUCGUUAAUACAAGUUCCAAUCUACUUUAUAGGACAAAUGGCUGGUGCUUUAUUAGGAUUUGGACUUCUCAAGGGUUGCACUCCUGAAUUUUAUUUCCAAAACAAUAGAAACACAACUCUGGGAGAAAAACUCCCAGGACUUUGUUCACCAUCCCCCAAUCCGAAUAUUACCGCCCAACAAGCCUUUUUGGUGGAGUUCAUCAUAACUUUCAUCCUCGUUUUAGUCUGUUGCGGUGUAUGGGACCCAAGGAACGCCAAACACCAUGACUCUGUACCAAUCAGAUUCGGUUUUGCUAUCGCAGUACUCGCCAUGGCUGGGGGACCCUACACAGGCGCCAACAUGAACCCUGCCAGAAGUUUUGCCCCAGCUUUGUUCAAUGGCGACUGGAAGCAUCACUGGGUCUAUUGGGUUGGCCCCCUGGCGGCAGCUUUCCUAGGAGCCCUCCUCUACAGAUUCGUGUACGCAAAGGACCCCCCAAAACAAUCGCAAAACGACUUGCAUGAGGCACUGCCCCUUAAUGAUAAAGCGUAAAAAAGUACAAAAAACUAUUUUAAUUUAAUGGUUGUGCCAGCUGAUUAAAAGUGUUGUUAACAAAUUUAUUAUUUUGUUAUAGAAUGCAUUACACACAAAUCAAUUAUGAUUGUUAAAGGUACAUAAUAUGUAUAUUGUAUGUGGAAUAUUUUUCGUAUAUUUUGUUAAAAAAAUAUAAUAUAGUUUUAUUUUUUGUGAA